Messenger RNA from Amoebophrya sp. A25, 552 nucleotides. Lineage: Eukaryota; Dinophyceae; Syndiniales; Amoebophryaceae. The record is from the annotation of a GenBank genome assembly.
CCGUCCAUGGCUCCGAUUCCGUCUGAGAGAGAUGUCAAUCGCCAUUUCCAGAUGCCAGAACUAGCGUCGGUAGACCUCGAGGCGGGCUGGCUGGAGGUCACGAUGAACACGACACGAGGUGGAGACGUCCGCGUUGUCGUGGAGGAUGUUACACCAACAGGUGCAAAUGCGUCUUCUUCCAAUACGAGUAGUGCAACUGCAAGGAAUAGCGUGGCGUCAGAAUCUGGACUCUUCUCUUGGUGGUCACCCGCAGUGAAUCUGUCAGAUUCACUGAUCGGUAGUGGAGCAGCCGGAGCUUCAGGCAAUGCUACCACAACAUCUGGCUCUGUCCUUUGCUACGCAGAUUUCGUCACAAUUACUGGUUUUUACUCCCGUCUGAGGUUAGAAAACUGCAAUUUCGGGUACAGCAAGGCUUACAGGAUGAGGAUCUACUUGGCUACGACGACACCGAGUGCGAAUGUGACUUCCUCCAGCACUUCUGGAGCUUCUUCUGGAACCUUCCCAAACAACGCUUCCGCUUCCUUCUCUCACAACUUCACCACACAAGCCUCA